UCUUUGAGCAACGCAAGACAGACGCAGUGCCACCACAAAAAGAUAAGGAUUUAAAGCCCCACCUUUCAGUAGGCUCAUAUCACUCGCCAGCAGCAUAGAUAGAAUAAGCUUCACAGACUUGGGAACUCCAAUUUGCUCAAUUUUUUUUCAAAGGUGUGCAAGGAAUGAAAGUCUUAUGCUAGCAGGACUCAACUUCUACUUUUUCAAGUCAAUAUGACGCCUGUAAUUCCAUAUUCUAUAAGCAAUGUCUCGCAUAUACCUGGAACUGCCUUUACUGCAAGAAAGAACAGUUGUUUAACAAAAUUCAGUUUUUCGAGGAAAUCUGCAAGACAUACUCUAUCCCCACAGAGUUUUCUUUUACCUUUUUCGACCUCUAUCAAAUCUUUUCCAUUGUACCACAGCAGGUGCCCUGUGCAUCAUAAAUGUAGAAUCCCUGUAUCUGCCACAGGAACUGAUGUAGCGGUUGAGGAAGCAGACUCACCAGUUGCAGAUGCAGCUUCUAGUGAAGCCAAAUCCCCUGAGGAUAGUCCCAGCCCAUCUCAAGAUGCUCAACCAAAGCGUACAAAACCUGUUAGGAAAAGUGCGAUGCCGCCUGUGAAGAAUGAGGAGCUGGUUGUGGGUGCAACUUUUACUGGGAAAGUAAGAUCAAUCCAGCCAUUUGGUGCUUUUAUUGAUUUUGGAGCUUUCACAGAUGGACUCGUACAUGUUUCACAAUUGAGUGAUAGUUACGUUAAGGAUGUUGGAAGCGUUGUUUCUGUUGGGCAAGAGGUGAAGGUGACGUUAGUUGAAGCCAAUGCGGAGACUGGGCGGAUCUCUCUCACUAUGCGUGAACGUGACGAUGGCAGUAAGCCGCAGCAAAGGAAAGAUGCUUCUGCUGGUAGUGAUAGGGGUGGACCUGGUAGAAGGAGUGGCCCAAAGAAAGGAGAUAGGAAAAAUGAGGUGAGAAAAACUACAAAGUUUGAAAAGGGGCAGGACCUAGUGGGCACUGUAAAGAAUUUCGGCAGGGCUGGUGCUUUUAUAUCUCUUCCUGAGGGGGAGGAAGGAUUCCUCCCUACAUCGGAGGAACCAGACGAUGGAUUUGCAAAUGUCAUGGGAGAGACCUCCCUGCAGCUUGGCCAAGAAAUAAAUGUCCGUGUCCUGCGUACUACAAGAGGACAAGUAACCUUGACAAUGAAGAAAGAAGAAGAUAUUCUAAAGUCGGACUCGCAGGUCAGUCAAGGAGUAAUCCACACUGCAACGAACCCAUUCGUUCUGGCGUUCCGCCAAAACAAGGAUAUUGCUUCAUUUUUGGAUGAAAGAGAGAAAAUAGAAAAAGCAGCUAAAGCAAUUCCAAGCAGUGAGUCCAGUAUUCCUGAAGUGUUGGAUGAAAAAGCAAGCAGCGAGGAGGGAACUCUUGGUGUCCCUGCAGCGGUAGAUGAAACUGUUGAAAAUGGUGGUGCUUCUUCAGGGAACCAGGAAAGCCCAGUUUCUAGUACAAUUGAAACACUAGAAACUACAGAACAAACCAUAGAAAAAGAAGAGGUGAGUUCUGAUAUCUUGGCGCCUGAAGGGAGUACAUCUACCACGGAUGGAGUGGAAAAUGCAAGCGCAGAUUCUUCUAGUGAAAUAGCUAAUCACACGUCGGCUUCAGAAAUUCCAACAGGCGAAGAGGUUAUAGAGCCUCAAGUGGAUGAUACCGUAGCAAAAGGUGAACUGCAACCACCUACUUCAGAGAGCGAAAUUCCUUCUGCUGCACUAGAAACUACAGAACAAACAAUAGAAAAAGAAGAGGUGAGUUCUGAUAUCUUGGCUCCUGAAGGGAGUACAUCUACCACGGAUGGAGUGGAAAAUGCAAGUGCGGAUUUGUCUGGUGAAAUAGCUAAUCACACAUCGGCUUCAGAAAUUCCAACAGGCGGAGAGGUUAUAGAGCCUCAAGUAGAUGAUACCAUAGCAAAAGUUGAACUGCAACCACCUACUUCAGAGAGCAAAAUUCCUUCUGCUGCACUAACUGAAGAACCAAAAGAAAAUGAGGCCACCAAAGUUGUAGAAGACCUAGCUGACAACAUUACGGAGGAAGCUCGGAUUCGAACAUCUGCUGCUGAGAGUGAAUUGCCUUCUAUCACACAAGUGGAAGAUGACAAAGUGGACAGUUCUCCCGAGAAGAAUGGCAGUGUUUCUAAUUCAAGUGGACAAUCUGACAAUCCUUCCCCGAAGGAAAGUAAACCUAAAGCUACUAUAUCACCAGCCCUUGUAAAGCAGCUGCGUGAAGAAACAGGAGCUGGAAUGAUGGAUUGCAAAAAUGCUUUGUCAGAGACUGGCGGGGACAUUGUUAAAGCUACGGAGUUCCUCAGAAAGAAAGGUUUAGCAAGUGCAGAAAAGAAAGCCAGCAGAGCCACUGCCGAAGGAAGAAUAGGUUCAUACAUUCACGAUAGCAGAAUAGGUAUCUUGCUAGAGGUAAACUGUGAAACAGAUUUUGUUUCUCGGGGUGACAUUUUCAAGGAGCUGGUUGAUGAUUUAGCCAUGCAAGUGGCUGCAUGCCCUCAAGUACAGUACCUUGCUACAGAAGAUGUUCCUGAAGAGUUUGUGACCAAGGAAAGAACGAUUGAGAUGCAGAAAGAAGAUCUUUUGUCAAAGCCGGAGCAGAUUAGAUCAAAGAUUGUUGACGGGAGGAUAAGGAAGAGGCUUGAGGAGCUGGCAUUGCUUGAGCAGCCUUUCAUUAAGAAUGAUAAGGUGGUGGUGAAGGACUUGGUCAAACAAACCAUUUCAACCAUUGGAGAAAACAUAAAAGUGAAGAGGUUUGUGCGCUACAAUCUUGGAGAGGGCUUGGAGAAGAAGAGUCAGGAUUUUGCUGCUGAAGUGGCUGCCCAAACUGCGGCAAAACCAGUGGCCACGGAAGUAAAAGAGCAGCCUGUUGUAGUGGAAGUCAAGGAAACUGUUGAGAAGGCACCAACUGUAGCCGUCUCUGCCGCUUUGGUUAAACAACUACGCGAUGAAACUGGAGCAGGGAUGAUGGACUGCAAGAAAGCUCUCUCCGAAACUGGAGGGGACCUUGAGAAGGCACAAGAGUACCUGAGGAAGAAGGGUCUUUCUUCUGCUGAAAAGAAAUCCAGCAGGCUUGCUGCUGAAGGCAGGAUUGGAUCCUACAUUCAUGACGCCCGCAUUGGAGUUCUGAUUGAAGUAAACUGCGAGACUGACUUUGUUGGUCGAAGUGAAAAUUUCAAGGGGUUGGUUGAUGAUCUAGCAAUGCAAGUCGUGGCCUGCCCUCAGGUGCAAUAUGUAUCCAUCGAAGACAUUCCGGAGAGCAUUGUGAACAAGGAAAAAGAGCUUGAGAGGCAGAGGGAGGACCUUCUGUCGAAACCCGAGAACAUUAGAGAGAGAAUCGUGGAGGGGAGGAUCUCAAAGAGGCUUGGGGAGCUGGCUCUUUUAGAGCAAGCUUUCAUUAAAGAUGACAGUAUUUUGGUGAAGGACCUAGUGAAGCAGACUGUUGCUGCUCUCGGUGAGAACAUAAAAGUUCGCAGGUUUGUUCGGUUCACUCUCGGGGAGGCAGUUGAGACAGUUGAGGACACAGAAGCUGAAGCAUGAAGAAAAGAUAAAAACUUCGAGUUAGAAUCGAGCUGAAGAGAGGAUAGGAAGGUUGGCGAAACUAAUUUUAGACGGAAAGAGAGAGUUUUGUUUUGGUUUCAGUCUCCAUCUGCAGCUUAGGGCUGAUCGAUGUGUUGCACGGUCGGAAAGAGACUUUUUUUGUUCUACCAGUGAUGGAAAUACAGUUCUGUUGAGGCAUUUUGAAACAAAAAAGUGUAUAAUCUUUACAUGAAACUCAAAUCUCUUUAUAAAAUGCAAGGAGCUUGUAGCUGA
Messenger RNA from Malus domestica (apple), 3834 nucleotides. RefSeq names its product polyprotein of EF-Ts, chloroplastic. The record is from RefSeq and is a predicted model, not a curated record. Gene Ontology annotation, biological process: mitochondrial translational elongation. Gene Ontology annotation, molecular function: translation elongation factor activity; protein binding. Lineage: Eukaryota; Viridiplantae; Streptophyta; Magnoliopsida; Rosales; Rosaceae. Gene Ontology annotation, cellular component: mitochondrial matrix.